AUGGUGGCAAACGAGCAGCCGUAUUACCUGAUGUUAUGGCUGACGUUUGGCGCAUCGCUGUCGUUCCUGAUCAUAGGACUAGUGAGGGGUUACUCCGCUUCCGCAAUACCGUCCAUUGAAGCCAAUGAUCCAGAAAUAAUACAGAGCAGUGAACAGAAAUCAUGGAUGGGUGCUAUUCCUCCCCUUGGUGCGUUCCUGGGCAGUAUGAUAUCAGGAACUCUGAUGCAGCACCUGGGUCGCAAGCGCACAUUACAGCUGACGUCACCAAUCUGGGUGGCUGCCUGGCUGAUCCUGGGUUUUGCCAAGUACUACCCACUGCUAUUAGUGGGUAGAAUUAUCACAGGAGUCGGUGUAGGCUUUGUCUUGGCUACAGCACAAGUUUACGUAAGUGAGUGCUGCGAUCCCGAGAUCCGUGGCCGACUAGGCUCCCUGCCUACCCUCUCUAUGUCCCUUGGGAUCCUGAUCUCAUACGUCGCUGGCAGCUGGCUUUACUGGAGGUACCUCGCGUUCCUCUCGGCUGUAUUUUGCGUGGCACUGUUCGUGGUUCUACUGCCUCUUCCGGAGUCUCCAGUGUGGCUCCAAUCAAAGGGUUUAGAUGCAUCUGCUUCAAUUAAAUGGCUACACUUAUCUGCACGCGCGACUGCUACGGUCAAGGAGGAUAAUCAAGAGAAAGCUGAGGAUCCAGCGGGUCCUCCAAGCUUGUUCAGCCGCAAGGUGUUCUUCUCUGCCGUAGUGAUGAAGCCCAUGAUCAUUGGGUUUGCCUUGCUCUUGUUCCAGCAGUUCAGUGGCAUUGAUGCUGUUAUUUUCUUCACCGUAGAAAUCUUUAGGAAUGCAGGCAGCACAUUAGACGCAAUGACGGCUACCAUCAUUGUCGGAGUGGUACAACUCCUCAGCAACGGAGUCAGUACAAUGUUGGUAGACCGUGCCGGCCGAAGACCAUUGCUGCUAAUAUCUGCAGCCAUCAUGUGCGCUUCCAUGGCAUCUAUGGGAGCUGCUUUCUAUUUUCAAUUGAAGGAGGCCGCGUGGCUUGGGUAUCUUCCCAUAGUGAGCCUGGUAGUGUUUAUGUUGGGUUUCUCCCUUGGGUUCGGUGGCCUGCCAUUCCUGCUAUUGGGGGAGCUGUUCCCAGCCCAGUACCGCUCCCAACUCUCAGCGAUGGCCAGUGCAGUGAACUUAAUGUCAAUGUUCUCAGUCAUCAAAUCGUAUCAUGUGCUUGAUGCGGUACUAACAUCAGCUGGUACAUUCUGGUUGUACUCCUGUUUCUGUGCUGUCGCCUUCUUCUUCGUGCUUUUCAUGGUCCCUGAGACCAAAGGCAAAUCCCUCGCGGAGAUUGAACAGCAUUUCCGAGGCGAGAAAAAAGGGAAAACGGAAAAUCUUUGCUGUGCCUAUUAAUUUUGUCUAACCAACCAGUAUUCCCAAGCCAAUAUGUUUAAAAAACUCAUUACACAUUUUAUUAUUUUCUUAUUCAUUCUUACACACAUAAAUUAUGUUUGUAUUUGAGUUACACCAUUUAGUUACCAUUUCUAUAAUUAAUAUAAUAUGGAUUGGCACAACUGGGAUAAUGUCAUUUUUUUAAAUUUCCGUCAUUUAUAUUAGGAAAUUAG
Molecule: messenger RNA, 1601 nt
Organism: Spodoptera exigua (beet armyworm)
Lineage: Eukaryota; Metazoa; Arthropoda; Insecta; Lepidoptera; Noctuidae
Source: the annotation of a GenBank genome assembly